AUGGUUAUUAUGCUUAAAGCCCUUCUUCUAGGGCUCAGCGCAUUCCAGGCUGUGUCUGCAGAAAAGCCUAGCUAUACUGAGCUCUACCGUCCUCAGUUUCACUUCACUCCUUCCAAGAACUGGAUGAACGACCCCAGUGGCCUCUUGUAUCAUGAGGGGAUCUACCACCUUUUCUAUCAGUACAACCCUGGUGGAGCGACCUGGGGUGCCAUGUCAUGGGGCCACGCCACUAGUCGUGAUUUGACUCAUUGGGAGCAACAACCUGUCGCCCUCCUCGCCCGUGGCUACCCGAACAACAUCACGGAGAUGUUUUUCACCGGAUCUGCCGUGGUCGAUGUUGACAAUACAAGCGGUUUCGGCCACAGUGGCAAGACGCCUUUGGUUGCUAUGUAUACUUCCUACUAUCCUUACGCACAAACCAUGCCAAGUGGGAAGACAGUCCAAGCAAACCAGCAAGCCCAGUCCAUUGCCUAUAGUCUGGACAACGGCAUGACUUGGACCACGUAUGAUGCAGCGAACCCGGUGAUUUCGGAUCCUCCCGCCCCAUAUUCCGAUCAGUUCCUCAACUUCCGUGAUCCCAAUAUCUUCUGGCACAAACCGACGAAGAAGUGGAUUGCUGUCCUUUCUUUGGCAGAGCUUCAUAAGCUCCUUAUUUAUACAUCCAAAGACCUUAAGAACUGGACUCUUGCCAGUGAAUUCGGGCCCGUAAAUGCCGUCGGCGGGGUGUGGGAGUGUCCGAAUCUCUUCCCACUAUCUGUCGACGGUGACGAUGACAACCUGAAAUGGGUUGCAAUGAUCGGACUCAACCCUGGUGGGCCCCCUGGAACUAUCGGCUCGGGCACGCAAUAUGUGGUUGGAAACUUCGACGGAACCACAUUCACCGCCGAGGCCGACAGUUUAUAUUCAGGGACCACCCCUCCUCCAAGCGACAGUAUCGUUUUUGCAGAUUUCGAAGGUACAGGGAGCUUUGCCGAUCUUGGUUGGACCCCUGCUGGAGACUUGAUCGGCCAGUCACCAGUUAACGGCACCCUGCGUGGACAGAACCCCGUAACUGGCUAUUUGGGCAAGCGCCUCGUCAACACAUUCUUAAAUGGAGACGCCACGACUGGGACACUCACCUCUAGAUCCUUCACAAUCUCCAAGAGAUACAUCAAUUUCCUCAUUGGCGGCGGCCAUGAUUUCAAUAAUACAGCCGUGCACUUGAAGGUGGAUGGCCAAAUCGUGCGUUCCGCUACGGGCACGAACAGCGAGAGCCUCUCAUGGCAGAGUUGGGAUGUCGGCUCGCUGCUGAAUCAGACUGCCGUGAUUCAGAUUGUUGAUACCUCAUCUGGCGGCUGGGGCCAUAUAAAUGUCGACGAAAUUUCCUUCUCGGACUCUAUGGCGCGAAGCCAAGUGGCUAACUGGGUAGACUGGGGCCCGGAUUUCUACGCGGCUCAGAGCUAUAAUGGACUACCUCCAGAUGAGCACAUCGCUAUUGCCUGGAUGAACAAUUGGCAAUACGCUGGGGUGAUCCCUACUAGCCCAUGGCGCAGUGCAACGUCAAUCCCUCGAGAAUUCUCAUUGAAGACGAUCGAUGGAAAGGCUACUCUGGUGCAGGCCCCCACGGAGAAAUGGGGCUCCAUCGUGAGACGCAAGGCCCUCGAUCGGUCAUGGUCUUCCUUGAAUCAAGGCACAAAGUCACUGGGCUCCGUUGGAAAGGCACUGCAGAUUGAACUCAGUUUCUCUGACCGAGAACCAGCUGCCGCGGAAGCCUCUCAGUUCGGAAUCAUUGUUCGGGCUACCCCAGACCUUAAACAACAGACACGCGUUGGCUACGACUUCUCAACUAAGGAAAUAUUCGUCGAUCGAAGCCAGUCUGGUGAUGUUUCAUUUGAUGGCACUUUUCCCGCCACCUAUUACGCUCCGCUUGCUGCUACCGCCAAAGGUCAAAUCAACUUGCGGAUUUAUGUGGACUGGUCUAGUGUUGAGGUCUUCGGAGGCGAGGGUGAGACUACAAUGACCGCCCAGAUAUUCCCAAGCGAUAGCGCAGCCCAUGCCCAGAUCUUCUCCACGGGAGGAAACACCCAGAAUGUCCGAAUUAGAAUAAACGAGAUUUCUUCGGCGUGGGCUGAUUAG
This is a messenger RNA of Penicillium subrubescens, 2115 nucleotides long. RefSeq names its product glycoside hydrolase family 32 protein. The record is from RefSeq and is a predicted model, not a curated record. Gene Ontology annotation, biological process: sucrose catabolic process. NCBI's taxonomy places the organism in Eukaryota, Fungi, Ascomycota, Eurotiomycetes, Eurotiales, Aspergillaceae. Gene Ontology annotation, molecular function: sucrose alpha-glucosidase activity. Bases 1 to 2115 code for a protein of 704 amino acids. The transcript has 2 exons.